Molecule: messenger RNA, 1290 nt
Organism: Morus notabilis
Lineage: Eukaryota; Viridiplantae; Streptophyta; Magnoliopsida; Rosales; Moraceae
Exons: 6
Coding region: 373-864 (163 amino acids)
Source: RefSeq, a predicted model, not a curated record
GAUGAUAUUAUAUUGUAUACGCAGAGAAUAGAAUGUGAGGAAAGUGCAAAGGUUAGGAAAUUUCCCAGUUGAUAAAAAGGGGGAGAAAGAAAUCUUAUAUAAAUAGAAAUAUUUAACAAAAGAGAUCACUUUUCUUUGCAGUUGGGUGAUUAUGGCACAUGGGGCGGCACUAAAUCAGCGCCGUCUUGUAUAGUACUGAGUUUCUGCUAUAAAUUUGAUGGAUUUGUGACACAAUCCCUCAAUACACCCUAAACUGAGAUAUCUUUUCUUCACAUCCUGUCUCUUUGUCUGUUUAUCUCAACUCGGUUUUUCUUGGGAGAGAGUUUUGUUUGGUUGAUUUUCCGAGAAAGUAAGAAGGAAAGAAAGAAGACAAUGGAUGGUAAGAGGCAAGGGAAUAAUAAUUCAUCCUCAUCUUUCACUGCUGAGCUUUUUGGUGAUAAGGAGUCUACACCUCAGCAGUCAAGCGCAGGGAUUUUCGCAUCCAUAUUUCCCCCUCCAUCCAAGGUGGUAGGGAGAAACUCAGCAAACUCUGAUCUGAUAGGAUCUUGGCAAAAACACGCCCCAGGAAAUCAAGCAUGGCCCACCACCAAACAUGGAAAUUCAGUGAUCAACGGCGAAGGUGCACGCAGUAGCAUGCCCAACAAGGACAGGAGUUCUGUUCUUCAGGAAGAAAGAGUGGAACCAUGUCAUCUAAGUUCAUCGCUUUACUACGGUGGGCAAGACGUCUAUUCCCAGUCUCCAAGUACCCGAACCUCUGCAGCGUACCCUAUAUUCAAGAAAGAUGGCGGGGAAGAUGAUCCAAAUGGAAGCAAUUCGAGCGAUGCUUCUCGAGGAAAUUGGUGGCAAGGUUCGCUUUAUUAUUAGGACCUUGCCCUUCAGGGCUACAUGAAUUCCGACAAUUUUUCGAGGGAUUUAUAAUGCCUGAUUUAAAAGCAUGGGAACAUGCAAUAUAAAUAAGAAGCUCAAACGGGCAGAUCUCAUCUUUGUAUUUUGCAGAGACUGAAAAGGUUGGGUUAAGCCCGAACCAUGUGUAACAUAAAUAAGCAGCAGAUGCCAGAAAUGGGACAUGUCUAGUCAGAAACUGCAAAACCUUAUUUCGAUGCAGUUGUUUUACAAGAAUUUCAUUUGUAAACUAGGCCGGGACGUUUUGAAGGUUGGCUAACGUUUUCGUAGUGGCUUAAGUUUCUAUUUUUCAUGCUUUGUAGAGCCUGUAGUGUCUGACCAUGAACUGAUGAUACUGGCCUUUUUCUUCCCUUAUGUGUCAACGCAGUUGUUUGUUAGCGGGUUGAA